Molecule: messenger RNA, 1895 nt
Organism: Trametes versicolor FP-101664 SS1
Lineage: Eukaryota; Fungi; Basidiomycota; Agaricomycetes; Polyporales; Polyporaceae
Product: band 7 domain-containing protein
Exons: 11
Coding region: 85-1764 (559 amino acids)
Source: RefSeq, a predicted model, not a curated record
CGAUCAUCGUCACGCAAGGACAGACCCUGACUACCGACCGCCACCACACCGCCCCAUUCCACCCUUGAACAUCCCAUUCGCGUCAUGUCCAGCCUCGGCGACGGAACGACUGUGGUCGACGGCCAUGUGUCGACAGUGGUGUCGGGCAACGGGAAGGCGCGUUUUGAAGAGCCGUUCAAGCCAUCUGCGCACAAGGCGAGCGCAGCGAACUUCGUGUCCGCGCUCGACUACAUGGAGGAGGACCGCCAGUUCUUCGUGAAGAUCGAGAAGGACGGACUCAUCGCCGCACUGCAGAAGCUCGAUAGGCAGCUCAAGAAUGCUGGGCGCGGACACAUCCUGUCGCGCAAGAAACCGACGGACUGGAUUGGGAAGGAAGUUACCCCUGGACAAAUCGGCCUCAUUAACCAUGGUGGUCUGCCCAAGGUCCUAACGCGCCCCGGACGAUACCCUGGCAUGCCUCUCCGAAACUGGUGGGCACGCAAGUGGGUCGGGACACUAGGACUCUCCGACACGGUCAUCGAGUUCGGCGGUCUCACGGUGGUCCAGGUGUCCCAGAACCAGGCCGCAGUCGUGUCCGACCCGCAGAACCACGUCUUCGUCGUGAAGAACUCGGGCUUCGUCGCGUACGCGAUCGAGGGCACGUACAACGUGCUCUCGAUCGUCGACCAGACGCACCUGCCCACCAUGAUCAAGGACAGGAUCACGAACGUCGUGCUCGGCUGGAGCCACGAGGUCACCAUGCAGAGCCGCACCGGCACCGGCACGAAGCAGGAUUACGUCGUCGCGCUCUUCUUGAACAUCCCGGCGAACAACUGCGCGAUUCUGCAGCGGGGUGACGAUUUGGAGCUGCUCCCUGCAGGGCAGCACUACAUCACAUCCCCGAAUGUGACGCUGCGUGGGCUGUUCACGCUCGGGGAGAACCAGAUCGAGAUGCCGACAAAGGAUAUCUUCACGCGGGACCAGGUCCCUGUCAGCUUGACGAUCUAUUUGAAGUGGCAGCUCACGGAGCCGCUCAAGCUGACUACACACGGGUACAACACGCCCUACGAUGCGCUCAGGGACAAGACGCAGUCGAUCUUGACGCAGAUUGUCGCGCACUUGGACUACAGUUCCAUGGUGAAGCAGCGGUCUCUCGGACCGGACAACCUGGACGACGGCACCGACGCUUCCUCCGCGUUUUUGGAUGCGCUCCGGACGCGCGCCAUGGACGACCUCCACCUCGCCGCGCUCGAGUACGGUAUCAUCAUGAAGGAUCUCGCGGUCAUCGAUCGCCAAUUCAAGGGCGACAUCGCGUCUACAAUGGACAAGCUGACUACCCGUGCAUUGCAAGCACAGGUCGAGGCCGCUAACGUCGACAGGGAGAACAGCAACAAGAUCAAGCAGGAGGAGGGUGCGCUCGCCGUCGCCCGCAUCAAGGCCCAGUCGCAGAACACAAUCGCCGACUCGCAAGCGUACGGCAUCGUCGCCGCGGCCGAGGCAGCAGCAAAGCGCACGCGGAUCGAAGCCGAGGCACAGGCCAAGGCGACGCGCCUCGCCGCGGAGGCAGAGGCAGAGGCAAUCCGCAUGCGCGCGGCGGCGGACGCGGGGGUUGUCGACCAGUUCGCGCGCGAGAUGGAGCUGCGCCGGACGGAGGUCACGCGCGUGCGCGCGUUCGGGUCCAAGGCGGUCUUCGUGCCUACCGACGGGCUCGGGGCGCAGAUGGGCAGCGCGAUGGCCGCGGGGAUGGCCGCGGGACUUGGGGCGCAGAAGGUGGGGGAGAAGUAGGGCACGCGGGGGUGAGGAAGGUUUUGGUUUGGUUUUGCUUUGUUCUGAUACCCUGUGUAUACCACACUCAUUCAGUCUAUCACCUGUACAGUAUCAUUCCGGUAAACUAUCUAUGCAUGCUUGUAUUUCAC